Messenger RNA from Bubalus bubalis (water buffalo), 2634 nucleotides. It is a transcript of the gene BAG3, whose product is annotated as BAG cochaperone 3. Bases 320 to 2077 code for a protein of 585 amino acids. Gene Ontology annotation, cellular component: nucleus; cytoplasm; membrane. The transcript has 4 exons. Gene Ontology annotation, molecular function: protein-folding chaperone binding; adenyl-nucleotide exchange factor activity. NCBI's taxonomy places the organism in Eukaryota, Metazoa, Chordata, Mammalia, Artiodactyla, Bovidae. Gene Ontology annotation, biological process: negative regulation of striated muscle cell apoptotic process; protein stabilization; muscle cell cellular homeostasis. The record is from RefSeq and is a predicted model, not a curated record.
UGGGGCCAGAAGUUUCUAGCCGGCCAGUUGCUACCUCCCUUUAUCUCCUCCUUCCCCUUUGGCAGCGAGGAGGCUAUUUCCAGACACUUCCAGCCCUCUCCGGCCACGUCACCCCCUCCUUUAAUUCAUAAAGGUGCCCGGCGCCGGCUUCCCGGACACGUCGGCGGCACUCCCGACUCUCUGCUCCGGCCGCGGCCAGCGAGCGACCCUACACCUGGAGGUCCGGCACCCCGCGACCCCGUGACCCAGCACCCCGCGACCCGGCACCCUGCAACCUAGCACCCCGGCGGCCGCCCCUCCGGGCCGACCCCGACCCAGCAUGAGCGCAGCCACCCACUCUCCCAUGGUGCAGAUGGCGUCCGGCAACGGCGCCGGCGACCGCGACCCCCUGCCCCCUGGCUGGGAGAUCAAGAUCGACCCGCAGACCGGCUGGCCCUUCUUCGUGGACCACAACAACCGCACCACGACGUGGAACGACCCGCGCGUGCCCCCCGAGGGCCCCAAGGAAACUGCAUCCUCUGCAAAUGGGCCUUCGCGGGAGGGCCCCAGGCUGCUGCCCACUAGAGAAGGUCAUGCCGUGUACCCCCAGCUCCGGCCAGGCUACAUUCCCAUCCCCGUCCUCCAUGAAGGUGCCCCGAGCCGGCCGCACCCUGUCUUUGCAUACUCCCAGCCUGGGACGCAGCGCUUCCAAACCGAGGCGGCUGCAGCGGCUCCCCCGAGAUCCCAGUCGCCCCUGCGGGGUGUGGCGGAAGCCAGCCAGCCAGAUAAACCGAGUGCACCGGCUGCAGCUGCUGCAGCGGGCCAGCCUCCAGCCUCCCAUGGACCCGAGCGGUCCCAGUCUCCAGCGGCCUCAGACUGCUCCUCGUCCUCCUCCUCAGCCAGCCUGCCUGCCUCCGCCGCUGGCAGGAGCAGCCUGGGUGGUCACCAGCUCCCCCGGGGCUACAUUUCCAUCCCUGUGAUACACGAGCAGAAUGUCACCCGGCCAGCAGCCCAGCCAUCCUUCCACCAAGCCCAGAAGACGCACUACCCAGCUCAGCAGGGCGAGUACCAGACGCACCAGCCUGUGUACCACAAGAUCCAGGGGGAUGACUGGGAGCCCCGGACCACGUGGACCGCAUCCCCCUUCCGGCCUCCUGUCCGGAGUGCGUCCAGCCGGGAGGGCUCUCCAGCCAGAAGCAGCACACCAGUGCCACCCCCGCCAUCUGUCCGUGUGCAGACCACGGUCGACAGGCCUCAGCCCAUGACCCAUCGAGAACCUUCGCCUGUUCCUCAACCUGAAAACAAGCCAGAAAGCAGGCCAGGCCCAACUGGACCAGAUCUCCCUCCCGGACACAUCCCGAUCCAAGUGAUCCGAAAGGAGGUGGAUGCUCAACCUGUUUCACAGAAGCCCCCGCCUCCCUCUGAGAAGGUGGAAAUAAAGGUUCCUUCCGCUCCGGUGCCUUGUCCUCCUAGCCCCGCCCCUCCUACCAUCCCCUCUGCCGUCCCCUCUGCUGUCCCUUCUGCCGUCCCCUCUUCCCCCAAGAAUGUGGCUGCAGAAGAGAGAGCAGCCCCCAGUCCUGCCCCUGCAGAAGCUGCACCCCCUAAACCAGGAGAGGCUGAAGUGCCCCCAAAGCAUCCAGGUGUGCUGAAAGUAGAAGCCAUCCUGGAGAAAGUACAAGGGCUGGAACAGGCUGUGGACAACUUUGAAGGCAAGAAGACGGACAAAAAGUACCUGAUGAUAGAAGAGUAUCUGACCAAAGAGCUACUGGCCCUGGAUUCGGUAGACCCAGAAGGACGAGCUGAUGUCCGCCAGGCCAGGAGAGAUGGGGUCAGGAAGGUUCAGACCAUCUUGGAAAAACUUGAACAGAAAGCAAUAGAUGUCCCAGGUCAAGUCCAGGUUUACGAACUCCAGCCCAGCUCGCUUGAGACCGAUCAGCCACUACAGGAGAUCAUGGAGAUGGCUGCAGACAAGAGCAAGAAGAGUGCUGGAGAUGGAGAAGACCCCAAAACUGAAACCCAGCCGCCGGAAGCCAAAGCAGCAGCAACUCCAAACCCCAUCAGCACAACAGACACAACUGCUAACCCGGCAGCACCGUAGUCUCUACAAAGUGAAGAGUCAGCCCUGGAGACUGGGAACUGAUUGUGUGCUUUAGGGAAUUAUAAGUUGCAUGCAUUUCAGGGACUUAAAAUCAGUUGGUUUUUACUCUUCAUAGCCGCUUGGUACGCAGUAACUUGGGUGGAGGCAAGACACACUAAUAAAAGGGCUAAAAAGGAAAAUGAUGCUUUUCUUGUGUUCGUAUUCCGUACAAAUAAAGAAGUUGCUUGUUACAAGUUUAAUAACCCCAUAGCUUGUUUUGGAGCCUUCUCUGUAUGGGCCCCAUGUGUUAGCCAUGGAUGUGAACUAUCUUUCUAGCUCUGGAUUGAAGGAGGUUUUUUUGGCAGGGGGAGUAGAUGGGGAGUCAGUUUCUCAUCACUAAAUAUGAAGCCCGUUUUUCAGAAAUGUUGCCAUUUUAAUAGGAUGAUUUUUGUCAUCUAAUAGCUAUGAUACUUUAGAUAGAAUAAAAUGUGUAAGGAGCCAUAGAGAUAGCUGUAUGUGGAAUGACUUUAAUGCUAUGUGUAAAAAAAAGGAAAAUAAAGUAAUAAUGUAACUCAAAA